This is a messenger RNA of Trypanosoma conorhini, 1031 nucleotides long. Its product is annotated as receptor-type adenylate cyclase. The transcript has a single exon. NCBI's taxonomy places the organism in Eukaryota, Euglenozoa, Kinetoplastea, Trypanosomatida, Trypanosomatidae. The annotation marks the transcript as partial. The record is from RefSeq and is a predicted model, not a curated record.
AUGGCCGCAGUCGCAGCUGCAGAGGGGCGGCUGUCGUGGCACAAGCCAACGCGGGCACCCGCGUGCCCCCUUUGGUUGACUCCGCUGCGCCUGUUCGCCCGCCGCGGAGAAACGGCGGUGUCUCCGGCGCGACUCAGCACCCUCCGCGGCGCUGCGUUCUGUUGCGUUACUUCGACUGACGGUCCUCCAGCGGCGCCGCCGCCCAUCCCCGCUGCGGCACGGGCGCCUGACGCCUGGGUUUGCCUCCUCUGCGGAGCUGCAUUUUAUGCCGGAUGGGCGGGUGCGUUUCGUUGCGGGAAGUGUCGCAGCUGGCCGGAGGAACGCGACGCUGGCGGUGCUGCAAGCCGCGCCCUUCAGCGGGGAGCGCAGGUGGCACUUGGAGGGAGCGGGCCCCGCACAGCUCGCGUUGGGAGGCGCCACGUUGAACGGUACGUCUACAAAUUCCACCACUAUUGGGGGCGAUUGGCGAUGCGGACCUGCCGCGUAGUUUCCGGGCGUGAAACAAGGCCCGUGCGCUGCAACUGUGCGCCGCGGCGGCCCCAGGCGAGGAGCGGUCCUCGGGGCUUGCGGCCCUCUGCGGCGGCGCCGUGCCUUCUUGUCCUUGUCGUCUUCUUCCUCCCUCUGCUGCUCCUGUUCGCCCCGCACCGCGCAGCCGCCCAAGCCGCAAUUCCUGGCGCCCCAGUGAAGUUGCUGGUGCUGAGGCAAACUGAUCUUGGCAUAUUCACCAAGCUCGCUACCCCGUUUUACGCCGGCGUGUAUGCCUCGCUGAGGGCGCACAACUCCACGGCCGCGGACGACAUUCGGGUUGAAAUUGUCGAAAGGGAGACGAAAUCGCACAAUACUGUCACCGUCCUGGAGGACGCGAUGGAGAAAGACAAGGACAUCCUCACUCUUUUGGCACAGUUUGGCUACGCUUCCGUGAUGAAGGUGCUUCCGGUCUUGCCUCGCUAUGGCCUCGUCUCUUUUGCCCCAAUAACCGGGUCGAGCGUGGUGCGUGGGUGGAGCCCCAACGUGUACUUUGUGCGCGCCAG